GUGUGCUUUAGACGAGAAAAGAGCCCGUGAUAGCACUUUAAGUAUAAGUAAACAAUGUCAUCCCUUGCAACGGGAAGUGCAUGGUCAAGCAAGAGAACUCAUUUUGAUAUUGCCUCGCAUGGACUAGUUGAGAAGAGCAUUCAUACUAUUACAGAUGAGAAGCUAUCGAACAAGACCAUGCUACAGUGUGGUACUACUAAAGAUACUGAUUCAUCGCUAAAAAGAAAACAUGAGUCUGAUGAACAAGGAUCCGAAGAUUUAAACACKGUUAAGAGACGGCAUAGAACGACUUUUUCCAAAUCUCAACUGGACGCGUUAGAAGAAGCAUUCAAUCGUUCACAGUAUCCUGACAUCUUCACACGCGAGCAGCUUGCCAAGAGAAUCAAUUUAAACGAGGCGAGAGUCCAGGUGUGGUUUCAGAAUCGACGAGCCAAGCACAGGAAACAAGAACGACAAAACCCUCGCGUACCUUUUCCUUUUCACUCAGGAAUCUUUUACCCACAUGAACCAACUAGCUAUCCUGCACUUAUCCCACCAUACUACCCUGUAUCACCAUCAACAUGUCAGCUAUCAACCCUUCCUGGGCGGUCUCUKCCAGACUCUUUAAGGUCGAUUACCAGUCCUGUAKGGUCUCCGUGUAGUUCCUGUCCGCCUGGUAGUUUCUGCUGCGACACAAAUCCAAGGAACAAAAUCUGGAAUCCCGCCAUAACGCGUUCUUCACUUUCUCCAAUAAAGAACCAUCAAGAAAGUAAAGCAGAACUUCUACGKGAUCGUGAUACAUAUCCUUGGUCAACAAAAAGUCUGGCGUUGUUYAGAAUGAGAGCACAAAGUUAUAAUCGCUAUGGAAGUAAUUCAUAACACAACAUAUCAAAGAAAAUACUUUAUAAUUCACUUAGCAUGAACGCAAUACGAAUUUUCGCGCAAACGCAUUCUGUGCAUUCAUGCCUUCUCAAAACGUUAAUUGUCUUGGCUAAGCCUUGCAGUCCUCUCUUAAUGUCUUUUACAAAGAAUUAACAUUUAUUGUACAUGUUUUUGUACAAAUCUCUCGUACGCCUCAGUAAUACAAUGACAGCGUCAGGUCUUUACAAUGCAGUUAUAUAUAUAUACAGUACUUUGGGAACUAUCUACAUAUAUAUCAACCAUUAGAUCUGUAUAGGGGUUUAAUGUAACUAAUAGACAUAAUAUUCAAUAUUUUGAGGGUAAAUAAUAAAUGUAUUUAGGAUAUUUAGAAGUAAUUAAGUGAAAUAAACAUUUUGUACUACAAUUGUUUUCUAUUGUGUCUUUGAAUGGGCGCAUGUUUUGAAUACAUCAUGCAUUGUGUCAAUAAU
This is a messenger RNA of Exaiptasia diaphana, 1328 nucleotides long. Its product is annotated as homeobox protein prophet of Pit-1. The record is from RefSeq and is a predicted model, not a curated record. Gene Ontology annotation, biological process: regulation of transcription by RNA polymerase II. The transcript is spliced from 3 exons. Gene Ontology annotation, molecular function: RNA polymerase II transcription regulatory region sequence-specific DNA binding; DNA-binding transcription factor activity, RNA polymerase II-specific. NCBI's taxonomy places the organism in Eukaryota, Metazoa, Cnidaria, Anthozoa, Actiniaria, Aiptasiidae. The coding region runs from base 55 to 858 and encodes 267 amino acids.